GAAAGAAAGCCGGACGGAUACGAAACCACAGCGAUCGGAAGAGUGCCCCCGCUGCUUCCGGUCCUAGAUUCCGAGCCAGCGCCCUUGCCGGGCGGGAGGUGAAGUGACGCUGCUGCCAGAAGAUGGCGGCGACGGAGACUCUCGCUUCGUCAACCACCGCCACGGCGUCGGCGUCGGCCUCGGCCGCAGCGACCGCCACUGCGGCGGCUCUCGGGGAGGUGGAGGAUGAAGGACUCCUGGCAUCGCUGUUCCGGGACCGCUUCCCCGAGACCCAGUGGCGGGAGCGGCCCGACGUGGGCCGCUACCUCCGGGAGUUGAGCGGCUCCGGGCUGGAGCGGCUGAGGCGCGAGCCCGAGCGCUUGGCGGAGGAGCGGGCGCAGCUGCUGCAGCAGACGCGCGACUUGGCCUUCGCCAAUUAUAAGACCUUCAUCCGCGGCGCCGAGUGCACCGAGCGCAUCCACCGCCUCUUUGGCGACGUGGAGGCGUCGCUCGGCCGCCUGCUCGACCGCUUGCCCAGCUUCCAGCAGAGCUGCAGAAACUUUGUGAAAGAGGCUGAAGAGAUCAGUUCCAACCGCCGGAUGAACACCCUGACCCUAAACCGGCACACAGAAAUCCUGGAAAUCCUGGAGAUCCCCCAGCUCAUGGACACUUGUGUCCGGAACAGCUACUAUGAAGAGGCCCUGGAGCUUGCGGCCUACGUACGCCGACUGGAAAGGAAAUACUCCUCCAUCCCUGUCAUCCAGGGCAUUGUGAAUGAAGUGCGCCAGUCCAUGCAGCUGAUGUUGAGCCAGCUGAUCCAGCAACUGAGGACCAAUAUCCAGCUCCCUGCCUGCCUCCGUGUCAUUGGCUUCCUGCGGCGCAUGGAUAUCUUCACUGAGGCUGAGUUGAGGGUGAAGUUUCUUCAGGCCCGAGAUGCUUGGCUCCGUUCCAUCCUGACUGCCAUCCCCAAUGAUGAUCCCUAUUUCCACAUCACAAAAACCAUUGAGGCUUGCCGUGUCCAUCUGUUUGAUAUCAUCACCCAGUACCGCGCCAUAUUCUCAGAUGAGGACCCAUUGUUGCCGCCUGCCAUGGGUGAGCACACUGUGAACGAGAGCGCCAUCUUCCAUGGCUGGGUGCUACAGAGGGUCUCGCAGUUCCUGCAGGUGCUGGAGACCGACCUUAACCGGGGGAUAGGUGGCCGCCUAGACUCUCUGCUGGGUCAGUGCAUGUACUUUGGGCUGUCCUUCAGCCGGGUGGGGGCUGAUUUCCGGGGCCAGUUGGCUCCUGUUUUCCAGCAGGUGGCCAUCAGCACUUUCCAGAAAGCAAUUCAGGAAGCAGUGGAAAAGUUCCAGGAUGAAAUGAAUUCCUACACCCUCAUCUCCGCUCCAGCCAUCCUGGGCAGCAGUAACCUGCCUGCUGCUGUGCCAGUCACUCAGCCAGGGACCUUGCAGCCACCGAUGGUACUCUUAGAUUUCCCACCCCUUGCCUGCUUCCUGAACAGUAUUCUGGUUGCCUUCAAUGAUCUGCGCCUCUGCUGCCCUGUGGCCCUGGCACAGGAUGUGACUGGGGCCCUGGAGAAUGCCCUUGCCAAGGUAACUAAUAUAAUCCUGGCCUUCCAUCGUGCAGAAGAGGCUGCUUUCAGCAGUGGGGAGCAAGAGCUCUUCAUCCAGUUCUGCACCGUCUUCGUGGAAGACCUUGUUCCAUAUUUAAAUCGCUGUCUCCAAGUCCUUUUUCCACCAGCUCAGAUAGCACAGACCUUAGGCAUCCCUCCCACUCAGCUCUCCAAGUACGGCAACCUUGGGCAUGUGAACAUCGACGUCGUCCAGGAGCCUCUCGCCUUCAUCCUGCCGAAGAGAGAGCUGGUCCUGUGUCUAGACGAAAAGGAGCUGGUGCCCGAGCUCCCAGCUCCAGCACCGGAAGUCCCCCCCGAGGAGUCAGGGCUGGACCCCAGAGGGGAGCAGGUGGUGUGGCAGGCGAGUGGAUGGGCAGCCCGUAUCAUCCAGCAUGAGAUGGACCACUUGCAGGGCUGCCUGUUCAUCGACAAAAUGGACAGCAAGACAUUUACAAACAUCCACUGGAUGGAGGUGAAUGAUUAGUUUUCCUGCUGCACCUGAGGAUUCUGGAAACCAAAACACAAACACCUGGGCUCUGAGCUGGGACUGGCUUGCUUGACGUCAACUUGAUAUUGGCUUGGCUCUGACAGAAAACAAUGGAUUGCCAAACCAAACUGGAGAAAUAUGUUCAAAAUGUUUGCCCUGAAACCGGCCAUGGACAAAAUACUACCUCCAACUUGAGAAGAAAAUAAAUUUCUCCAAAGAGAGAACAUUUCCUGAUGAUUUUGUAUGGUAAAACGUGAGGCAAAAUAAAUAACCACUCUUAGUAGACAUGAUUUCAUAGACCUGUAUAAUCUAUCCCAACGCCAAGAUUUGAUAAUAACAUAGUCCCAAAAUAUCUGAAAGCUUUGCUUAAAAAUGCAGGUUAAGGCUGUGGUUGACCAUCUUCACAGAGUUCUUUUUACAAAGGGCUUGUGUAUCACACCUGCGGAAUCCUUCUUUGCCUUGGACACCAGUGUGCGUGUGUAAGUGAAACAGGAUGGCCACAGUUCACAGAAGUGUUUAAUGACAAUAUUAACGUAAAUGAGUACCCACACAUUUUACCAGGUUUACACAGUUUUGAUCUCCACCUUCUGCCUUCUACCUUUAGCAGAUUUGGGGAUGAUUUUCCUGCUGAGAUCUCUUGGGCAGCUGGUACUCUUUGGGUGGAGGUCAUGGAGCAUGGCUAGGGGAAGGAUGAUAGUUGAGACGGAGCAAUGAACCUCUUCCUGUCACAGUUAGAAAGCAAAAUGUGCUUCCUGGUCACCACACUUGUUUUGAAAAAAUAAAUCAGCAUCACGUUGACCAAUGAGUAGCCAUAAGACACGGUAAAAGCUUUGUCAGGAGGUGAAGGAACUUGUUUCUCAAGAUACUGGUUUUGCCUCAUUUUUAUGUUGAGUGUUUUACAAGGCAGGUACCCUUACCAAACAGAGCCCUCAAAAUCCAAGUACCCAUGUAGUAAGUCCAGUAAGUUAUUUAGAAAAAAACGUGUUUUAUUUAAUGUUUGUUUCUUUAUUUUGAGAGACAGUGUGAGCUGGGUGAAGAGGAGAAGGAGGAGGGGCAGAGAAAGGAGGAGAGAGAGAGAAUCCCAAGCAGGCUCCACGCUGUCAGUGCAGAGCCCAACAUGGGGCUUGACCUCACAAACCAUGAGAUCAUGGCCUGAGCCGAAACCAAGAGUCAAACACUUAACCCGCUGAGUCACGCAGGUGCCCCAGAAAACAACAUGUUUUAAACAGCAGCUAGCUAAACAAACCCAGGAAAGAUCCACUCUCCUGUACGGCUUUCUCUAAACAGGCCGUCUGGGGGUCAUACUAUGAGGCCAAGCAAAAGGGAACUGGCUCUCUGUGCAUUAAACUUUGGAAGGGAACAGGUGCCAGCAUUGCUCCAAGGUUAGAUACUCAGCCCCUGGGGAAGUCUAUAGAAAACUCUUAUUCAUACUAAAAACAUGGAUCCUUAUGAAAUUAGAAUUCAAUGAGCCUCCACUCUCUUGGACAGUGUUUAUAACCUCCUGCAGGGUGGCAUCAGAAUAUUCUAAAAAUUUUUUUAAUGUUUAUUUAUUUCUGAGACAGACAGAGACAGAGCAUGAACGGGGGAGAGUCAGAGAAGGAGACACAGAAUCUGAAGCAGGCUCCAGGCUCUGAGCUGACAGCACAGAGCCUGACGCGGGGCUUGGACUCACAGACUGUGAGAUCAUGACCUGAGCCGAAGUCGGAAGCUCAACCAACUGAGCUACCCAGGUGCCCCAGGCAUCAGAAUAUUCUAAUGUUUCCUUACACCUUACAGUGCUCUGAGGUUAACAGUUCUUACUGAUGCCUUUGUAAUGUAGGUCUGUAACAUUUGACUGAAGCUUCCUGACUUGGGGGCCCAAGAGUAUAUGGUAGCUCAGAGUGGACCUUAGAGAAAGCUUGAAACUGUCUAUAUUGCUGACAACUUGAAGUUUACUAUUGUAACCAAAUCCACUUAGAGGAAGGAUCUGUUCAACUAAAUACUGUAGACCAAAGGCAACAAAUCUGGAUUUGUAAUAAAAUCUCUCCCAUCUCAGGCAGAUACAUCAGCCAGCAAUCAGCAUCUUGAGCUAAGGAAAGUUUUAGAGGUCAACUACCAAAGUGAAAGCCAAGGUAGACAGAAGGUUUAGGAUAGAAUUCCCAAGUAGGGAAGAGGGAAUUUCACGGUUAGCAUUUAGGGGAGGAAAUUCCUCUGCACAUAUUAGCCAUGUUUAACAUAGAUGGUGAAGCCACCGCAUCGGUUCAGCCCCAAAUGUGAAUAGGACAUUCGUCACCCUGCUCCGAGUCACUGGUGGUGGAGACAGGAAUGGAGAGGCAUGGCGUGCUGUGAUGAGCCACAGCAGCCCCAGUUUCCGUUAACCCCUGUGAGUUGUCAAGGUGUUUAAGCAGUAGAAAGGAAGAUUAAAAAAUAAAGUGAGGAGCUCCUGAUUCAAGUAAAGGUGACUGGAGGCAGAAUAAGAAAACACAAAAGGCUAAAAGGAAACCGCACAAGCAGAGGCAGUGUCCUAUGCUGGCUUCUAGUCCAGCACUUACAAACAGUAAUUGGUGGCUGAGGCAGCAGGUUAUCGAGGCAGGGCUAACGCACCCAAGUGGAGAGGAGCGCUUGGGCCCGAGCCUUCAAGGAACCCAUCAAAAGCUGGCUCAAUUCAGCAGCCAUUCCUAACCAAAUCAAAGAACACCACAGUGGCAAGGCUAACGUGAUCUAAGGUGGGCCACGUAAUCCAUUCUGGGCAAUUCGGGUUUUACUAAGAUAUAGAACAAUAAUACCGGCUUCUUGAGGGGGAGGAGGGCUGGAACAACCCGAUGCCGGGCCUUCUGUAUGUUCACAUGCGCGUGGUCAAAAUGCGACAGCCUCCUCGACGGACGGCAUUUCUAGAGCUGCCCGCUCUGGAGCCUCGGGCGUCUCAUGAUCAGGAGUCACAAAUCCAAAUGGCCACAGGGGCUGGGCAGGCAACGCAAGGGAAAGAAGCAGUCCAUGUGGGGAUGGCUGCGCCGGACAGCGUGUUCUCCUCCUGAACAGCGCAGCCCCUGCUCGGCUGCGGCUGACAGGAUGUCUCACGGGGACGCAGGCCCAGAGUUGCCCGAUGUCCCCAAAGCCAGAACUCUGAAUUUCCACAUCAACUCUCUUGCUUUUUCAAUGCUGGCAGCAGACCAAAGCAAACACAGCUGCAGGCCGUGUCUGGCCCACAGGCCCCCGGUUUGCAGGGAGAACUGUCCAGGUCCCACAUUUGCAAGGCCUUAAGGCGAAAAAGUUCUGGCCGACCUGACCGGAGAACAGGCUGCGGAACUGUGACAGCUGGCAAUGCCCUCCUCUGCUGACGAGAAGAGCACGGAGAGAAAACCAGAGGGUCUUUCUACUGGAAGCAAGCGUGGCCUUCAAGAAGCCCCAGACAGGAAUCAAAGAUGAGAUCACUCAGGUGGCUCAAGAGGGAAAAGGAUUUAUUAGCCCAUUUCCAGGGCGGGGUGCCAGGGGCAGUGGCUGGGUUCAGCGUUCUCACAUUCAGAGGGAAGAGAAGGCAGCAGUGAAACCCUACCUGACUGCCCUCACUCAUUCUGAUCUACAUAGCUUUGUGCUCACACAAACCAUCCUCUCCUCCUGCAGGGAGGACACGGGGCCGGGGAUGCUGACGUAGGGGUUGGGAAUGGCUUGGCUUUACUCUCAACCUUUACAGGCAGGGCUUGGGCUGGCGACCUAGGGCAUUCGCCAUUGUGUACACAAGGAGUAAAACUUGGGUUAGAAGGAAAGGGCGGAGGGAGCUGGCAAGCCAUUCUGACGGUCUGCACCAGUCCCACAGUGUGGGCUGCUCCUACUCCUUGACGCUUCUGGGAGAUUUUAACUUUAUUUAUAAAGAAGACAAAAAUCCAAGCAGCAUUAAUUUAGGGGAACAAAGAAA
Molecule: messenger RNA, 5970 nt
Organism: Acinonyx jubatus (cheetah)
Lineage: Eukaryota; Metazoa; Chordata; Mammalia; Carnivora; Felidae
Gene: COG8
Product: component of oligomeric golgi complex 8
Exons: 6
Coding region: 123-2075 (650 amino acids)
Biological process (GO): intra-Golgi vesicle-mediated transport
Cellular component (GO): COG complex
Molecular function (GO): peptide deformylase activity
Source: RefSeq, a predicted model, not a curated record